Aspergillus oryzae RIB40 is the source of this 495-nucleotide messenger RNA. RefSeq lists its product as uncharacterized. The transcript is spliced from 2 exons. Lineage: Eukaryota; Fungi; Ascomycota; Eurotiomycetes; Eurotiales; Aspergillaceae. The record is from RefSeq and is a predicted model, not a curated record. Bases 1 to 495 code for a protein of 164 amino acids.
AUGGCGCAACGUCCGGCCUCUUCGCCCUAUGUCUGUCAUAGACCACGAGAACUCCGGCGGCUCUAUGAACCUCUAUCCUUACUAUGUGCAUUACAGGAGCAGAUGGUAGAGCAGAAGGAUAUCGAGGUAGUUGAUGUUGGCGGGGUGGGAGGAAUCUUACAUCACCGCCGCGAUUUUCUCAAUGCGCUCGUUCAACUUGCAGCGUUUGAGCAAGGGUGCGACUUGGCGAUCACAGCAGGAUACGACCACGAUAGUGUAGUUAUCGCCGUCGCAGGCAGCCCGGACGUCAGUGACCAGGUUAUUCGAUUUCUAAAAAGACUACUAGACAUGGUCACAGGUGCUCUCCAUGCAGGCUUAUGUGCUGAAACGUGGAAUAGAGACCUUUUGAAAAUCUCAAAUUACGUGACGGGAUUGCACAAUGAGAAUAGCUUCGCAGUGUCCAGCGACCCGAAAGGCAUGACAAUGGCUUCCCUAUGGUUUGGAAUCUGUAACUAA